UUUUAUCAAAAUGUACUUUUACCGGCACACGACCAAUUUAUACGAGAACAGUCUCGCUCCACCCAGCAUCACCGGUGGGAUAUCAACUUGGAGAAUAUCCUCAUAGUUGACUAUCAUGUCUGGCGCUUCUACUGACGCUCGUACGACUGACACGCAGCCCGCUCAUGUUCCAAACAGGUCCGCCUUGGAGGAGUACGAACAAGAUGGAAAGCCACCGUUUGUCCUUACGUUUACUGAGAUGAAGCUACUAGGCAUUGCUGGAGUUGGAUUCUUCCUAGACGCUUAUGAUCUUUUCAUCAUCAAUCCUGUCGCUACCAUGCUGCAAUACCGCCUUUACGGCGGACAUUCGCUCCCAGCCAACCUAGAAGGUUUCAUGAAAGCAGGUGCAAAUAUCGGAAGUGUCAUCGGACAAUUUGCAUUUGGGUAUCUUGCGGACGCUUUCGGGAGAAAAACAGUCUAUGGCAAGGAGCUCAUGCUCAUCAUCCUGGCCACUAUACUAUGCUUGACCACGCCCACUGGAUCGCUAUCUCCGGACAGUUGUCUCGUUUAUCUAGGCGUAUUUCGUAUCUUGCUGGGCGUCGGCAUUGGAGGGGAUUAUCCCAUGUCCGCGUCGGUCGCCUCUGAUCGUGCUAACAUUCGCAAGAGAGGUACACUUCUGGCAUAUAUUUUCGCAAACCAGGGGUGGGGCUCUCUCGCAGGCAGCUUGGUAACUAUGAUUGUCCUCGCUGCAUACAAGCACGUCAUGGAUACAAAGGGAGAAACCAGUAAAGUAGAUGGAGUAUGGCGCAUUAUUAUUGGUGUUUCACUUAUUCCUGCCUUUGGAACCCUCUACCAGCGUCUGACACUUGCUGAAUCCACACGGUUCAUCGAGUCUCAGAAGAAGCCUGAAUCGGAUGAUAUCGAGCAGAUCAAGAAGGCUCAAGAGGGAUCAGAAGCGGCUGGUGAUACUAAGGAGAAGGACAGCCCACAAGAAAGCUCCAUGGAAGACCCUGACAUCAUCGCGACUAAGAAGGCUCAUCUCAAAGAGUUCCUUCACUAUUUCUCGGAAUGGCGACGUGCCAAACUGCUUGUUGGAACAUGUGUUUGCUGGUUCUUGCUUGAUAUAGCAUUUUACGGCAUAAACCUGAACCAAAAUGUUGUCCUUCAGCAGAUUGGAUUUGAUGGCAGCAGCGGGACACCUUGGGAAAAGCUCUUUAAAAUUUCUACUGGCGGUAUCAUCAUUACCGCUCUCGGUUUCGUUCCCGGCUACUAUGUAUCGGUCCUUACCAUUGAAAAGCUUGGGCGGAAAUGGAUCCAGAUCCAGGGUUUCUUGAUGGCUGCCUUGUUUUUGGGCAUUCUGGCUGGAAAGUUCAGUUCGCUAAGCAGUGCUGGCUUCAUCGUUUGCUUUGCAUUUUUGCAGUUCUUCUUUAACUUUGGGGCAAACACAACGACAUACUGUUAUCCAGCUGAGGUUUUCCCGACGCGCUUCCGUGCCUUUGCUCAUGGCAUCAGUGCUGCUUGCGGCAAGGCCGGUGCUAUUAUCUCUGCCCUUGCAUUCAAUACCCUAAGCAAAGACAUUGGGACCCCUGCUGUUCUCUGGAUCUUCUUCGGAUGCUGUAUUGUCGGUGCCGUCUUUUCUCUUCUGCUCCCUGAAGUACGUGGUCGGGAUCCCGAUGCAUUACUAGCCCAGGAUAUUAGAGAAGCAAAGCAGAACUCACGCAAGUAAUCACUGAAGGAUUCACGUUGCGUUGCAUAUAAAUGUAUGAGUGAUGUAAUGACCAAGUUGUGUAGAAUAGUGGGGAG
This is a messenger RNA of Guyanagaster necrorhizus, 1782 nucleotides long. Its product is annotated as MFS general substrate transporter. The record is from RefSeq and is a predicted model, not a curated record. NCBI's taxonomy places the organism in Eukaryota, Fungi, Basidiomycota, Agaricomycetes, Agaricales, Physalacriaceae. Gene Ontology annotation, biological process: transmembrane transport. Gene Ontology annotation, cellular component: membrane. Bases 116 to 1705 code for a protein of 529 amino acids. The transcript has 17 exons. Gene Ontology annotation, molecular function: transmembrane transporter activity.